This is a messenger RNA of Camelina sativa (false flax), 1126 nucleotides long. Its product is annotated as methylcrotonoyl-CoA carboxylase subunit alpha, mitochondrial-like. Gene Ontology annotation, cellular component: mitochondrion. The record is from RefSeq and is a predicted model, not a curated record. NCBI's taxonomy places the organism in Eukaryota, Viridiplantae, Streptophyta, Magnoliopsida, Brassicales, Brassicaceae. Gene Ontology annotation, molecular function: methylcrotonoyl-CoA carboxylase activity.
GGUUGAAACUGGAGUUGAGCAAGGAGACACUGUUAGCAUGCACUAUGAUCCUAUGAUUGCAAAGCUUGUUGUCUGGGGAGAUAAUCGUGGCGAAGCUUUAGUGAAACUGAAGGAUUGCUUGUCUAACUUUCAGGUAGCAGGUGUACCUACAAACAUUAAUUUCCUUCAAAAACUUGCUAGUCAUAAGGAGUUUGCAGUGGGAAAUGUAGAAACUCAUUUUAAUGAGCACCAUGGAAGUGAUCUGUUUGCGGAUGAAAGUAAUCCAGCUGCAGCAGAAGUGGCAGACAAAGCAGUUAAGCAUAGUGCAGCAUUGGUGGCUGCUUGUGUCUCCGCAAUCGAGCAUUCUGCUUGGAAUGAAAGUAAUCAUGGGAAACUUCCAUCGAUAUGGUAUUCUCAUCCUCCUUUUAGGGUCCAUCAUGAAGCCAAACAAACCAUUGAGCUAGAGUGGAAUAAUGAGUACGACGGAACUGGUUCUAACCUAAUAUCACUCGGUGUAAUAUGUCAACCAGAUGGAAGCUAUCUCAUUCAGGAAGGCAAUGAUUCUCCAAGUUUAGAAGUCCGGGUAACUCGAGCAGGAAAGUGUGAUUUUAGAGUUGAAGCUGCCGGAUUGAGCAUGAACGUUAGUCUAGCCACAUACUUGAAGGAGGGUUAUAAACACAUCCAUAUAUGGCAUGGUUCAGAACACCAUCAAUUCAAGCAGAAGGUAGGAAUCAAAUUCUCUGAAGAUGAAGAAGGUGUUAAACACAGAACCAGCUCCGAAACAUCAUCACACCCUCCAGGAACCAUUGUGGCCCCCAUGGCCGGAUUAGUUGUCAAGGUCCUUGUGGAAAACGAAGCUAAAGUAGAUCAAGGUCAACCUGUAUUAGUCCUGGAGGCAAUGAAGAUGGAGCACGUUGUGAAAGCCCCAUCCUCUGGAAGCAUACAUGGCCUCAAAGUUAUAGCAGGCCAACAGGUUUCAGAUGGUAGUGCUCUAUUCAGGAUCAAAGGAUAAAUAACAUGAUUUGCGAUUGAUGAAACUCUCCCACUGGCUUACGGGAAGCCUGAACUGAUAAGCGUUUGGGUGUGUAUGUAUAUAAACCAAAAUCUUACAAAAGAUAAAUAAAUCCAAAGCUUUAUCAAUGUUUAA